Propithecus coquereli (Coquerel's sifaka) is the source of this 3544-nucleotide messenger RNA. It is a transcript of the gene ADAM22, whose product is annotated as ADAM metallopeptidase domain 22. The transcript is spliced from 28 exons. Gene Ontology annotation, cellular component: postsynaptic density membrane. The record is from RefSeq and is a predicted model, not a curated record. Bases 333 to 2759 code for a protein of 808 amino acids. Gene Ontology annotation, biological process: proteolysis. Gene Ontology annotation, molecular function: metalloendopeptidase activity. NCBI's taxonomy places the organism in Eukaryota, Metazoa, Chordata, Mammalia, Primates, Indriidae.
CGGGCGCUCGCUCCCUGCCGAGCGCUCGUCGCCCGCCUGAGCCUUUGCCAGGGGAUGAGGUGGGAGGCGCUAGAAACCACUUAGCUACAGCCGACCGCCCAAUGCAGCACUCUCGCUCCCCCCGCCAGCGGAAGCGCCCGCGGAGCACAAUGCAGCACUGAGGCAGCGCCGCGGUGGAGGCUGCAGCGCCGCGGCAUCCGCAGAACCGGCUGAGGCUGGGGCUGGGAGGAGGCGGUCGUGCGGACCGCGGGGCGCGGAGCGAGGGAGCCGGACUCGGCUGCCCCAGCAUGAGGAGCUGAGCGUCUCGGGCGAGGCGGGCUGACGGCAGCACCAUGCAGGCGUCUGCGGCUGCGUCCUUGCCCUUCUUGCUGCUCUGCGCCCUAGGGACCUGCCCCCCGGCGCGCUGCGGCCAGGCAGGAGACGCCUCAGUGACGGACCUGAAGAAGAGGAACGAAAACCGCUUCCUGGAGCGCCAGAGCAUCGUGCCACUGCGCCUCAUCUACCGCUCCGGUGGCGAAGACGAAACUCGGCACGACGCGCUCGACACGCGAGUGCGGGGCGACCCCGGUGGCCGGCAGUUGUCUCACGUUGACCAGGCAAGCUUCCAGGUUGAUGCCUUUGGAACUUCAUUCGUUCUCGAUGUCGUGCUAAACCAUGAUUUGCUGUCCUCUGAAUAUAUAGAGAGACAUAUUGAACAUGGAGGCAAGACUGUGGAAGUUAAAGGAGGAGAGCACUGUUACUACCAGGGCCAUAUCCGAGGAAACCCUGCCUCAUUUGUUGCAUUGUCAACAUGCCAUGGACUUCAUGGGAUGUUCUAUGAUGGGAACCACACAUACCUCAUUGAGCCAGAAGAAAAUGACACUUCUCAAGAGGAUUUCCAUUUUCAUUCGGUUUACAAAUCCAGACUGUUUGAAUUUCCCUUGGAUGAUCUUCCAUCUGUUCCCCAAAAGAGAAGUGAAUGCCCUCUUCCUCUCUCUCUUGCUGCCAACGGGAUAGAAGAUUUUGUAGAAUUCACUAUUUUGAAAAAUCUGGGAAGUCAAUUUGAGAGUAGCCGGAGCGGGGCAGCUUAUAUUGGUGGGAUUUGCUCGUUGCUGAAAGGAGGAGGCGUGAAUGAAUUUGGGAAAACUGAUUUAAUGGCAGUUACACUUGCCCAAUCAUUAGCCCAUAAUAUUGGUAUUAUCUCAGACAAAAGAAAGCUAGCAAGCGGUGAGUGUAAAUGUGAGGACACGUGGUCUGGAUGCAUAAUGGGAGACACUGGCUAUUAUCUUCCUAAAAAGUUCACUCAGUGUAAUAUUGAAGAGUAUCAUGACUUCCUGAAUAGUGGAGGUGGCGCCUGCCUUUUCAACAAACCUUCUAAGCUUCUUGAUCCUCCUGAGUGUGGCAAUGGCUUCAUUGAAACUGGAGAGGAGUGUGACUGUGGGACCCCUGCUGAAUGUGUCCUUGAAGGAGCGGAGUGUUGUAAGAAAUGCACCUUGACUCAAGACUCUCAAUGCAGCGAUGGUCUUUGCUGUAAAAAAUGCAAGUUUCAGCCUAUGGGCACUGUGUGCCGAGAAGCAGUAAAUGAUUGUGAUAUUCGUGAAACAUGUUCAGGAAAUUCAAGCCAGUGUGCCCCUAAUAUUCAUAAAAUGGAUGGAUAUGCAUGUGAUGGUGUUCAGGGAAUUUGCUUUGGAGGAAGAUGUAAAACCAGGGAUAGACAGUGCAAAUACAUCUGGGGGCAAAAGGUGACAGCAUCAGACAAAUACUGCUAUGAGAAACUGAAUAUCGAAGGGACCGAGAAGGGUAACUGUGGGAAGGACAAAGACACAUGGAUACAGUGCAACAAACGGGAUGUAUUAUGUGGUUACCUUUUAUGUACCAAUAUUGGUAAUAUCCCACGGCUUGGAGAACUCGAUGGUGAAAUAACAUCUACUUUAGUUGUGCAGCAGGGAAGAACAUUAAACUGCAGUGGCGGGCAUGUUAGGCUUGAAGAAGAUGUAGAUCUUGGCUAUGUGGAAGAUGGGACACCUUGUGGUCCCCAAAUGAUGUGUUUAGAACACAGGUGUCUUCCCAUGGCAUCCUUCAACUUUAGUACUUGCUUAAGCAGUAAAGAAGGCACUGUUUGUUCAGGAAAUGGAGUUUGCAGUAAUGAGCUGAAGUGUGUGUGUAACAGACACUGGAUAGGUGCCGACUGCAACACUUAUUUCCCUCACAAUGACGAUGAAAAGACUGGUAUCACUCUGUCUGGCAAUGGUGUUGCUGGCACUAAUAUCAUAAUAGGCAUAAUUGCUGGCACCAUCUUAGUGCUGGCCCUCAUAUUAGGAAUCACUGCAUGGGGUUAUAAAAACUAUCGGGAACAGAGACAGUUACCCCAGGGAGAUUAUGUAAAAAAGCCUGGAGAUGGUGACUCUUUUUAUAGCGACAUUCCUCCUGGAGUCAGCACAAACUCAGCAUCUAGUUCUAAGAAGAGGUCAAAUGGGCUCUCUCAUUCUUGGAGUGAAAGGAUUCCAGACACAAAACAUAUUUCAGACAUCUGUGAAAAUGGGCGACCUCGAAGUAACUCUUGGCAAGGUAACAUGGGAGGCAACAGAAAGAAAAUCAGAGGGAAAAGAUUUAGACCUCGGUCUAAUUCAACUGAGACUUUAUCUCCUGCCAAGUCUCCUUCUUCAUCAACUGGGUCUAUUGCCUCCAGCAGAAAAUACCCUUACCCAAUGCCUCCUCUUCCCGAUGAGGAGAAGAAAGUGAACCGACAAAGUGCCAGGCUAUGGGAGACAUCCAUUUAAGAUCAACUGUUUACAUGUGACCCAUCGAAACUGUUUACUUCAACUUUUAUAGAAACCCAGCCUCAUGGAAUCACUGCAAAUCUAUCUGCUCUUCAGACAAUACGAAGGCCCUCUGAGAUGCCACAGAGGAGAGGAAGCCAAAUCUCACAUCUGGAUACCAUUUUCUUUUUGUCAUUGGUUUAGGAUUUAACUGAACCAUGAAAAGAACUACUGAAAUGUUACACUGUAACAUGGAACAGUAAAGGUACUGGUAUGUUAAUGGAUAAUCUGCAUGACAGAUAAUAUGUAGAAAUAUCAAUAAAAUUAACUCACAAGACCCAAAUGUAGCAAGUUUCCUAAGGGACAAUAGUGGAUUCAGAACUUGACAUUCUGAAGCACAUCCUCAUUGUAAACAGUAAUGCUAUAUGCAUGAAGCUUCUGUUUAUUGUUUUCCAUAUUUAAGGAAACAACAUCCUAUAAUAGAAACUAGCAUGCAGGGCUAAGGCAUAUAGGAUUCUUCUGCAGGACUUUAAAGCUUUGAGAGGCCAAUAUCUCAUAUGCUAACUUUAAACAUGUAUUUUUAUUUUUGUUUUAUUUUUUACUUUUCAUAUUUAUAUCAGCAUACAAGGACAAUUGUAGAUAUGUAAACAUUUUUAAAUCUUAAAAAAAAAAAAAGCAGCUGUUACACACAAGUGUAUUUUGCCAAAUGCCUAAAAUCAGUCAGUCACAAUCACAUCAUUGUCAUCCAUCCAGUGGUCUUCAAAGAUUUUAAGCAGAUGAUGUUGUAAAUAUAGUGGUCAGUGCUG